AUGGUAUUAGGUUUCUUCCCCUACUACCCCGCCGAAGGUCAGCACUCCAUCCAGCGGCACUGGAUCGACUUCAGCCCCAUCGUCGACACCACCUCACCUGCCCUCGUAUGCAACAACCCCGGCGACUACGCCGAAGAAUACGCGACUAUCGACGCCGGCGCCGAAAUCCAAGCCUACUACCCGGGCUGGCCGCAUGACAUCGGAGCCGUCGUUGUGUGGAUGGCCUACUGCGGGCCAGACGCGGGCGCGUGCUCGUCCUUCAACGGCACGGGCCGGCACUGGUUCAAGAUUGAUGAGGCGGGCCUGCUGUCGGGCGGCAUGCGCGAGGGCCUGUGGGCGCAGGGAAAGCUGAUGGCGAACAAUAACACGUGGGCCGUGACUGUGCCCGAGACGCUCAGGGGUGGGGCGUAUCUGAUGAGGCAUGAGUUGGUCGCGCUGCAUGUUCCGUUCAAGCCGGAGUUUUACCCCGAGUGUGCGCAUUUAGCCUGA
Chaetomium globosum CBS 148.51 is the source of this 489-nucleotide messenger RNA. RefSeq lists its product as uncharacterized. The coding region runs from base 1 to 489 and encodes 162 amino acids. NCBI's taxonomy places the organism in Eukaryota, Fungi, Ascomycota, Sordariomycetes, Sordariales, Chaetomiaceae. The record is from RefSeq and is a predicted model, not a curated record. The transcript is spliced from 3 exons.